AUAGCUAGGUGGGCCCCUUGUAAAUUGCUAAAAUUGAGCUCAGUUGAAUUACUGAUAAAUCCUACACCCAAAUUCCUUCAAAAAAGAUUAGCUGCGUACAAAAAUAUGGCAAUAGCGAAAUCGGAUGGCUACAAGAGUUGCUUCAGAGUUGUUUGUUAGCAGGUUGUCGUUUUACAUAACAACUGGGGAAUUGGAGAGGUUAUUUUCGCCCUUUGGCUUAAUUGAACAAGUAAGGCUUGUCAAAGAUCCUAGGACCCAACGGUCGAAAGGUUUCAGUUUUGUCAAAUUUGUGCGUGAAAUAGAUGCUAAAAAUGCACUCAAGGCUAUGAAUGGCAGGAUAGUGAAUAGCAGGUUGAUUUUUGUGGAAUUAGCAGAAACUACAAAUCUCGGGGAGUCGUCUUCCUGAAUGCAUGAUAAUUUCCUUGACCCAGAAUUUGAGACAAAUAUCUUGACAUAGAUACCUGAAUCAACAUGGGAGAGCUCUUGGCAUUUUCUCAGUCGGCUCUGCUGUUAUUACCCACAUCUCCACUCCGCACUUCAAGGAAACAUCAUCUUCUCACCAGUUGCAGCCGGUCAUCACUAUCAGUAACUACACCCAUCGCUCACCUGUCAAAAGAUAUCUUUCCCACUUCUCAUGGUGGGCGAAACCAAUGUUCUUGGAGGACUGUAGCUGGACUCGUCUCGGACUCCAAGGUGCCUACCACUUUUACAGUUGAUUCAGCUGGGGAAGGCAUUGAUAUUCUACCAGACUCUGGGGGUUCUGACGACAGCAUUGUUGGAGCUGGUGGCAACGGUGGUGGUGGAGGAGGUGGAAAUGAUGGUAAUAACGGAGGCGGGGGAAAUGAAGAUGAGAGCCAUGAGAAAAGUAGAGGCAUGUCGAUCUCCCAGAAACUUACACUAGGCUAUGCUGCCUUGGUUGGAAUCGGUGGAGCAAUGGGAUAUCUCAAGGGUGGAAGCCAGAAGUCUCUAAUCGCGGGUGGAGUGUCAGCAUCAGUACUGUUUUUCGUCUACACCAUGCUUCCGACAAACCCUUUUCUGGCAUCUUCAGUCGGUCUUCUUCUCUCCGCAUCUCUUCUUGGAGUGAUGGGAUUGCGUUUCAAGAAGUCGGUGAAGAUCUUUCCAACUGGUAUCGUCACCUUUGUUUCGCUAGUCAUGACCGGGGGCUAUAUGCAUGGAAUUCUCCACGGUCUACACUGAUCCGACGAGGCUGUGCGCCUUUUUCUUCGGCCUUCGACUCAAAGUGCAGCAGCGAGGAUUCUGCAUUGUUGGAUGGAACUCUGCCCUUUUUGUUAUGUACUUAGAACUCAGUGUUGCUUAGUAGGAGUAAGAGUUAAGCUGUAUUAACUGAAUCAUUUCUCCGUUUCAAUUAAGCUAACAUGAGAAUCCAAUUGACUGAAAAA
Molecule: messenger RNA, 1400 nt
Organism: Salvia splendens (bonfire salvia)
Lineage: Eukaryota; Viridiplantae; Streptophyta; Magnoliopsida; Lamiales; Lamiaceae
Product: protein FATTY ACID EXPORT 2, chloroplastic
Exons: 4
Coding region: 472-1197 (241 amino acids)
Biological process (GO): fatty acid transport
Cellular component (GO): chloroplast inner membrane
Molecular function (GO): fatty acid transmembrane transporter activity
Source: RefSeq, a predicted model, not a curated record